AUGUCCCCUAUACCGCGCCAGUGCGUUUCUGACGGAAAGAAAUAUACGCUGUUGGACCAGAAGACUCACGGCGAAAUUCGCAUUGUCGACCCAUGGGAGGCGACUGGUAAGGAGUCUUUCCUAAAGACUUCGGAGGCAGGCCACGAUCGCAACGACUGCCCACCUCCUGCAAAGAUACUCGCUGUUUACACAAGCGAAAAAGCCAUUAAAGUUUCCUGUCUUCAUAAUCUUCUUAAGGGUAUCAUUGAUUUUCAAUGUCCUGGUUCAGAUUACAAAAUUGAUGAGUACCCCCUAAGGACUUCUGCGUCCGAGGAUAAGGUCGGUAAACAACCGUUUUGGCCAAACGGACAGCUUGGGAACCUGUACCGGAUAGAGGAAGCACGAGAUAUAGUUCUUCAAGAUCCGAAGGUAGAGCUGAAAGACUAUUUUGCUAUCUUUAUCCUGUCCAUCGAGAGCGACAUUGACGAUAAGCGUGAUGUACCUGGAGCCGUUCCCUAUGAUCAACCCAACAUGAUGAUCUACGAAUGCUUCUCCGGUCACUAUGUUUCCGGAGUCGGUCGCGGUCCUGGGGUACAGGAAGAUAUUCUCGCUAUUGUCAAAGGAGAUGGGUUUCUAGACGAGGAUGGCCCAAAGCUUGCAGGCAAGGUUGAAUAUGGCAAGUACCUCGCCGAUCUCUUUAGCACAAAAGACGACAAAAUUGAUUCCGGCGACUGGCACUGUAAAGUCAGCGACUAUCCCCGUGCACAUCAUUUCCAGGAAUUGAGUGGUGAGCUUUCCAAGGUGGCGAAGGAGAAACUUCUUAAGGGAGAAAUCCACUUUAACCUUCCUUGCAAGUCCAAGUUGCUGGCCUGA
Talaromyces rugulosus is the source of this 852-nucleotide messenger RNA. RefSeq lists its product as uncharacterized. The record is from RefSeq and is a predicted model, not a curated record. The coding region runs from base 1 to 852 and encodes 283 amino acids. NCBI's taxonomy places the organism in Eukaryota, Fungi, Ascomycota, Eurotiomycetes, Eurotiales, Trichocomaceae. The transcript has a single exon.